Molecule: messenger RNA, 4638 nt
Organism: Octodon degus (degu)
Lineage: Eukaryota; Metazoa; Chordata; Mammalia; Rodentia; Octodontidae
Gene: Syt7
Product: synaptotagmin 7
Exons: 14
Coding region: 1-2346 (781 amino acids)
Biological process (GO): cellular response to calcium ion; regulation of calcium ion-dependent exocytosis; vesicle fusion
Cellular component (GO): synaptic vesicle; synapse; axon
Molecular function (GO): SNARE binding; calcium ion binding; clathrin binding
Source: RefSeq, a predicted model, not a curated record
AUGGAGUUCGGAGCGGAGCGGCUGGCCCGGGAGGAGGUGGGCAGGGCGUGCAGCCGGGUGCACCGGCCCGGCUGGCGGCGGGAGGAGACAGGCGGCUGGGCGCGGGCGGAGCGCCGGGCGGUGGCCGGUGAGCGCCCGCGGGACUGCGCCCAAGGACGCGCGGGCGAGGCCGGGGACCUGCGGGGCGCCGAGCAGGCGGAGCGGGCGGAGCGGGACGGGCAGCGCGGAUGCUGCAGGACGGGGACGAGCGGGGCGGGAGCCUGGACGUCCUGGACGGGCACGGACGGACCCGAGCCCCAACUCGCUCCCGUCCUCGGGGAGGGCUCCCCAGGGGCGCCCACCCGCGAUGUCCUGCUGGUGUCCGCCAUCAUCACCGUCAGCCUUAGCGUCACAGUCGUUCUGUGCGGCCUCUGCCACUGGUGUCAGCGCAAACUGGGCAAACGCUACAAGAACUCCUUGGAGACCGUGGGCACGCCAGACUCAGGGCGUGGGCGCAGUGAGAAGAAGGCCAUCAACGACCUAGACAGAGACUUUUGGAAUAACAAUGACAGCACAGUGCAGCAGAAAUGGAGCUCCUACCCUCCCAAGGAGUUUAUUCUAAACAUUUCACCCUACGCCCCUUAUGGCGACCCACGACUGUCCCUCAAUGGCACCCUCCUGUCGGGCGCCAAAGUGGCCGCCGCGGCGGGGCUGGCCGUGGAGCGGGAAGGCCGGCUGGGGGAGAAGCCGGCGCCGGCGCCGCCACCGGGAGAGGACGCCUUGAGAAGCGGCGAGCCGGGCAGCGGCGGCAAGGCGGGGAGAGGCCGCUGGCGGAUGGUGCAGAGCCACCUGGCCGCAGGGAAGCUCAACUUGUCCAAUUUCGAGGACUCCACCCUGUCCACGGCCACUACCCUUGAGUCUAUCCCCAGCUCCACGGGAGAGCCGAAAUGCCAGCGACCCCGCACCCUGACGCGGCAGCAGAGCCUGCAACAGCCCCUGAGCCAGCACCAGCGGGGCCGGCCGCCCAGCCAGCCCACCACCAGCCAGAGCCUGGGCCAGCUGCAGGCCCACGUGGCCGCGGCGCCCGGCACCAACCCCCGCGCCCACAGCCGUGGCCCAGCCCGGCAGGCCGCUUCAGCCGGCUCCAAGUACCGGGCCACUGGGGGCCGCAGCCGCUCCAGCCCAGGCAGCUGGGACCACGUGGUGGGGCAGAUUCGAAACCGAGGCUUGGACGUGAGGUCCUUCCUGGAAGGCCGGAUGGUGGUGCUAUCCUUGGUCUUAGGGCUUUCGGAACAGGAUGACUUUGCCAAUAUCCCUGACCUGCAAAACCAAGGAACCCAGCAGAACCAGAACGCUCAGGGGGACAAGAGGUUGCCUGCAGGAGGGAAGGCAGUGGACACAGCACUGGUGCCAGGCCAGACACCCCAUGAUGAGUCUGACCGCAGGACCGAGCCCCGCUCCUCCGUCUCAGACCUUGUGAACUCCCUCACCAGCGAGAUGCUCAUGCUGUCCCCAGGCUCCGAGGAGGAUGAGGCCCAUGAGGGGUGCAGCCGCGAGAACCUGGGCCGGAUCCAGUUCAGCGUGGGCUACAACUUCCAGGAGUCCACACUCACCGUGAAGAUCCUGAAGGCCCAGGAGCUGCCAGCCAAGGACUUCAGUGGCACCAGCGACCCCUUUGUCAAGAUCUACCUGCUGCCUGACAAGAAGCACAAGCUGGAGACCAAGGUGAAGCGGAAGAACCUCAACCCCCACUGGAAUGAGACCUUCCUCUUCGAAGGUUUCCCCUACGAGAAGGUGGUGCAGAGGGUCCUCUACCUCCAGGUCCUGGACUAUGACCGCUUCAGCCGCAAUGACCCCAUCGGGGAGGUGUCCAUCCCCCUCAACAAGGUGGACCUGACACAGAUGCAGACAUUCUGGAAGGACCUGAAGCCAUGCAGCGAUGGGAGUGGGAGCCGGGGGGAGCUGCUCUUGUCUCUCUGCUACAACCCCUCUGCCAACUCCAUCAUCGUGAACAUCAUCAAAGCCCGGAACCUCAAAGCCAUGGACAUCGGGGGCACAUCAGAUCCCUACGUGAAGGUAUGGCUGAUGUACAAGGACAAGCGAGUGGAGAAGAAGAAGACGGUAACCAUGAAGAGAAACCUGAACCCCAUCUUCAAUGAGUCCUUUGCCUUCGACAUCCCCACAGAGAAGCUGCGGGAGACCACCAUUGUCAUCACUGUCAUGGACAAGGACAAGCUGAGCCGCAAUGACGUCAUAGGCAAGAUCUACCUGUCCUGGAAGAGUGGGCCAGGGGAGGUGCGGCACUGGAAGGACAUGAUCGCCCGGCCCCGGCAGCCCGUGGCCCAGUGGCACCAGCUGAAGGCCUGAGCACCCAGAGACGCCCGGGGGUCGGGCCGGCCAUCGCGCUCUCGCCACCUUACGCACACCACCCGGCCUGGCCCCCACUGUGGGUGACGGGGCCGAGGGCUCAGCCAAGGGGUCUCCUGAGCCCAGAGCCGUCCAACAUGUCCCGCCCCACCCCGUGCUCCGAGGGGUGGGCUCCGGAGCCAUCUCCCUGCUUUGCCCGCGCCUUCCUGGCUUGCCAAUGCCGAGCAGCGGAGAGCGCUCACAAGCAGACGGGCACACCCUCCAGAGGCCCGCCAGGUGGGCACGGCCCCCCGUUUUCUUUACGGCGGUGCCUGGAGUGGAGAGAAGCCAGCCCUCCCGGCCCGGGAGGGGUUGCCAAGGCGUUUGGCCCUGGCCUGGCACAGCUGCCCAUCCGCAGGAUGGCUUCAGGUGCCGACUGGGCCCUGAACGCCGAGGAGAGUGCGCAGCCCGGCCCAGCAGCCUGAGCUGGGCCCUGCGUCUUCAUGUUGUGUCACUGUGUGUGCGUGUGUGGGGGGCACUGCUCCUGUCCCUGGUCAGCAGCGCGAGGGGCACAGGAAGCAGGGUUACUGAGGGGCGGGGCUGAGGGGCAGGGAAGGCGCUGCCACCCCCCUGCUGUGCGUCCUCCGCAGCUCCUCCCUGGCAACUUCACCUCUUGGACUCGGUUCACAACUUUUAGGCACCUACUGUGUGCAUAGCGUUCCACCAGGACCCCACUCCUUUCUGCCUCAGAGGUCCCAGCCCCGACAGCUCUUUCCUACUCCCAAGACCUGACUUCCCUGACCUGUGCUCGGCUCCCCGCCUGGCCCACCCCUGCCCCGCCUAGCUGGGGCUCCUGCCUGCCUGUCCUGGUGCAGGGUCUCACGUCUGUCUGGCCUUGCCUGGUCCCUGUGGUGGCCCCUCCUUGCCUCCCGCCCACCUGUGGAUUCUGAGUGGCUGAGGCUCUGGGUGCAGGUUCCCCUGAGAUAGCAUAUGGCAGGACGGACUCAAGCUGGUCCUCUGAUGACAGAGCACCUCGAUGUCCCUAGAACACACCGCCAGGUGGCGCUGGGACACUGCAGGAGGCGGGCACCUGGCAGAGAAGGAACAGAAGGGCGAGAACCCGCCUUCCCGCCCUUUCUCCCCAGGAUCUGAAGGGAGAGCGCCCCAGCAGGUGAAUGUUCGCAGAUUGCAGAAUGUCCAAGAUUAUGUAAAGCAGUUGUCACCACCAUCUUUGCAAACCCAGUUUCCCCAUGUAGCUUUGCGUGGAGCGGGCCUGCCUGGCUGCGGGGCAUACAUGGAGGUCUGCUUUGGCCUUGCAGGACCCUCGGGAGUGAGCGGCCCCAGCCUGCUCCACAGCUCCCAGCAGUCUCAGCAGAGGGCAGAGGCAUGGUUCCCCUCAGGACCCAGGUGCAAGUGCCGGCCUGGGGUCCACUGCCCCCCACCCGGGCUGCUCCAGGAGGCAGAGGGCGGGGGCCUGGCAACAGGAGAGGCAGUCAGCGUGGCAUGGAGUGGGUGGGGCCGCCUAGGGCACCCAGAGGCCAGCGUGGGGGUGUGAGGGUGGGAGAGCACCUCAGCCGGCCUCUGUCCCAGGACCUCGGGCAAGUCACCCACCCUCCCUGCGACUCAGUUUCCCCAUCUUCAAAAUGAUGGUAAUAAUACUUCACCUACCUCAUGGGGGAGGUUGUGAGGUCACCAUCGCCUGGCCUGGAGGUCUAGCGAGGCAGAAGGACCCUGAAGGUGCUACCGGGAGCUAAGUAUUAUUACGGUAGCCUAAGCACUCCGCCUGCCUGCUGUCCCUGCCGUAGGACUCGGAGGCCAGGGCCCCUUUCUUCUCACUGUGUCCCGGGCCCUGUCAUGAGUGUCAUCUGCCUCAUCUGUGGGCACCCUAGACCUAGUCUCGACUUGGCUCAGCUCUCUGUGGACAUCUCCCCACCUGCCCCAGGACUUCCACUGCCCUCUGGCUCCAGAGCCUGGGUUAGGGACAAAGGAAAAAGCCACACAAAAGCCACAGGGCGCCCGCCCCCCCCCCCGGGUGGGGAAUGGUGGCUGCAGUUUGUGUCGUGUUUGAGUCUUUGAGUGCAAGUGUUUUAUAAAAAAUAAGACAAAAACCCACUGUCACAAAAAAGUUUUUGCAGUGAAGAGAAAUGAAGAGAGAAAGCGAAGAAAUGAAAAAAGAACCACACAAAAGUUUUCCACCACACACAUCCUGUAAGCCAGCAGAAUUUCCUCUUUGCAAAAAUCAUAUUUUUGUGGGAAUGGGCCCUGCUGUUCCGGGUGAGGCCUGUUCUGAUUAAUAAAGGAUCGUGAAAAGUA